GAUCUGGACGGUGAUGACAUAAUGAUUCUGGAUACGUUUGACACCAUAUUCGUUUGGGUUGGAGCGCAAGCGAAUCGAACUGAGAAACAGAACGCGAGACACAUUGCAAAUGUAACUAUUGCACUUUCACCUAAUUCUGUUCAUUGCUAG
Anisakis simplex (herring worm) is the source of this 150-nucleotide messenger RNA. NCBI's taxonomy places the organism in Eukaryota, Metazoa, Nematoda, Chromadorea, Rhabditida, Anisakidae. The record is from the annotation of a GenBank genome assembly.